UUUAUUAUCAGAACGAGUUCCCAUUCAAUUCCUGGGCAUACAUUUUGAACCUGCAUAAGAAAACUAAUCUGUUUUCCAUUUAGAAAUUUGAAAUGCCCAAUAAUGCAGCUAGCUACAUUUACGUCAUCAACUUUGUGAUCUUAAGUUCAAUCUGCAGGUUUACAGUUUUGCUGUUCAAUAUUUUUUUUGCACUUUAAACUCACUGGCUGCUUGCUACAGCUGCAAACUGGCUUGUCAGAAGGAAAACUGCAAACCAAAAAAAACAGCACUUAAUCUGUUAGAAUAGAUUGAAGAAUGGCAGCUCGUCCAAUCCAGGGCAACAUCGAAAAACUUCCAGACUUUGUCCAUAUGAAUGACUUGGCUUGUGAAAUAACUGGAGCAAAGAUCCUGUUUGCAACAGAUGAUUGGUUUGCAGCUGCAGAGAAUCUUUUGAAGCCUGAAGCACCGCAAUGGAAGGCCCAAGAAUUUACAAAUUUUGGCAAAUGGAUGGAUGGAUGGGAAACGAGGAGAAAGCGAAUUCCAGGUCACGACUGGUGUGUUAUCCAGCUGGGUGUGCCUGGAGUCAUACAUGGAAUGGAUGUAGAUACUUCCUACUUCACUGGCAAUUAUGCGCCGCGUAUGUCAAUUCAAGCAGCGUGCUUAAAUACUGAUGCUGUUCCAGACCUACCUUCAAGAGGAGAGAAAAUUGGAACUGCAGCUUCAGAGGAGGAAUAUGAAGCUAUUGGAAAGUUGAAUUCAGAGUGCUGGACUGAGUUAGUUCCAAUGACAAUUCUACAACCAGGUUAUGUUGACACCUGCCAUCAUUACUUCCCUGUUCAGCAGCAGAAGCGAUGGACUCAUAUCCGGCUUAACAUGUACCCAGAUGGCGGGAUUGCACGGCUGAGGGUUUAUGGCAUAGGCCACAAUGAUUGGUCAUCAAUUUCACAGGGGCAAACAAUAGAUUUGGUUGCAAUGACCAACGGAGGUGUAUGCAUGGGAUUCAGCAAUGCUCAUUUUGGACUUCCUAACAACAUUAUAGGUAUUGGAAGAUCCAAAGUUAUGUCUGAUGGAUGGGAAACUGCCCGGAGACUGGACCGACCAGCAAUAUUAAAGGCAGAUGACCAGGGUAUUUUACAGGUACCUGGCUGUGAAUGGGCCAUUUUUAAGCUUGGGCAUCCUGGCUUAAUAACAGACAUUGAGAUUGACACAAACCAUUUUAAAGGUAACUUUCCAGAUAGUUGCCUAAUUGAAGGGUGUGUUAUCAGUCCAGAGAAGGAGAGAGAAAGCAUCAAAGCAGAGUGGAAAAGCUGCACGAGCUUGAAAUGGAAAAUACUGCUGCCAAUUACUAAGCUGAAACCACACCAGCAGCAUUUCUUCUCCAUCAAAAUGCAAGAUGUCGUAACUCAUGUGAGGCUGACGAUUAAACCAGAUGGUGGGAUUAGUAGGAUGCGGCUAAUGGGACACCCAUGUUCCUUCCCUCGAUGAAUCUGUGAAGUUUCUCAUAAAUAUUUUGUAAAUUCUUCUCUUAGGUACCAUUUCAGCUUUGUUAGACUAUGAUAGACUACAAACUUAUCUUUAUUGCAGAGUGUCUUAUGUCAUUGACGCUAAUAACGCUAUGAAAAAAGUCUUCUCUCAUAAAUUGAUCAAUGACAUUUACCCUCUACAAAUAUAUGGACUGUGGAGGCACUGAUGUUAUAUGCAGGCAAUAGCAGACCUGAUCUUGUGAUUCUAAAUAUAAAUCAAAGAUCCAGAUUCAAAUGCAUGUCUUGGUGUCAGCAUUUUCCCUGCCUUGGCUGAAUUCUUUGUAGGGUUUUAAUUUUGAACUGUAAUUUUUGGCUCAGUUUGUUUUAGGUGUUCGACAAAAUUAGUCUCUUUUGGUCAUUAGAAACUGAAAUGUAUCAGCUUGUAGUCUAUAUAAAGCAUAACAAAUUGAAAGUGCUAAUAAACAAUUUAGUCCUGCCAAAGGGUCUUGGCCUGAAACGUUGACUGUACUUUUUUCCAUGGAUGCCGCCUGAUAUGAUAAGUUCCUCCUGCAUUUUGUGUGUGUUGCUUGGAUUUCCAGCAUCUGCCGAUUUUCUCUUGAUUGUGCUAUUAAUAACCAAGCAUACACAUUUAAAGUCACAUCAGCACUAAUAUUUAUCUGAGUCCAUCAGAUCAUCAUGGGCCAACAUAUCUCACAGGUAAAUGGUUUGGGUCAGAUGUCUAGAUGAGCACUUUGAAAAUCCUAUGCAGCAGUCCGAAAGCAAAAUCUAGUAAAAUGUAAAUCAGCAUGCUUCACACUUAUUGACAAUGUACAACUUUAUUGAUGAAGAUAGUUUUAAAAAGCAAUUUUUUUCUAAUUUCAUAGUGUUUGUACUUAUUGGAUAAAAUAAAAUCCAAAAAUGCCUCUUGGUCACUUUAUAACGAGGGAACCUCCACGAAGUCUUUGUAUCAGGGAAGUUCCCUCAUUGAAGUAAAACCAGGGGGUAUUUAUGCCAUGUUGAGCACCUCCUGCAUCAAGAAGGACAAGUAAAUGCAGCAGAAUUUGCUGCUUAGUUGGGCUACACUGGCCCUGCCUCUAAAUUUAAUAUUGAAUGGGAAUAUUAAACCUUCUGCAUAGAAAUCAGAUCCCCAAAUGACUAGAAUUCCACAGUGAUUCCCACUUCUACUUGUUGGAAGAUGUUGUGUCUGGGUGACCUUUCUUCCAUCCAUGGAGAUAUUGAGGAGUACCUAAAUGAGCUGUAUUCAUGACGGAAGUGAAAGAUAGACUUGAGAGUUUUAUUUAAAGCACAGGCCUCUCUUCACCAUUGUCAUAUUUAGCCUAGCAUUGAGUUGAGCAGUCAGCAGUUUUUUGAGACAAUUUCUCAUGAUUGAGUAACACAAUUAGAAUUACUGUAAUGUAUAUAAAAUAUAAAUUUACCAUGUAGUAGUAUAUAAUUGCUAUCAGCAAUGUUACUAUAUGAACAAGCAAUGUACCUGUAACAAAGUUACCUCUGUUAUUUAAUAUGAGAUGAUAACGCCAAUGGCUCUACUAAACUAUCAGAGAAAAUUAUACAAGUGAGUUUGUGAAAUAAUAAACAUUUCUAACCAAUUUUAGUUUAUUUCUUCCCUAUAAGAGUAUGUAACCAUAAUUUGUGGCGGAAAUUUGUGUAGUAAAACUUCUUAGUUAUUUGUGUUAUUUUCCUCUUUAAAUGCCAGCCCUGUACCAUUGCAGGGGAGAGGAGUCAAAUAAAUAUUUGAAAAUUAGAAAAAAAGUAAAAAUCUCAGUUCAGAGUCCAUUGUGUUUUUACAUUUAUCUUAAAUUAAAGAUGUCUUGUAUAUUAUGUGGAUGUUUUCUGGAUUAAU
Molecule: messenger RNA, 3303 nt
Organism: Mobula hypostoma (lesser devil ray)
Lineage: Eukaryota; Metazoa; Chordata; Chondrichthyes; Myliobatiformes; Myliobatidae
Gene: allc
Product: allantoicase
Exons: 12
Coding region: 295-1464 (389 amino acids)
Biological process (GO): allantoin catabolic process
Molecular function (GO): allantoicase activity
Source: RefSeq, a predicted model, not a curated record